Moneuplotes crassus is the source of this 817-nucleotide messenger RNA. NCBI's taxonomy places the organism in Eukaryota, Ciliophora, Spirotrichea, Euplotida, Euplotidae. The record is from the annotation of a GenBank genome assembly.
AAUUAAUCGAAUUAUUAAAAUGAGUCUUAAGAGAAGAGAAAUGCUGCUCAACAAUAACAGCCCAGGACCCAAGAAAAGAGGUAGAAAGAAGGGCUCAACAAAUAGGCCUAAGCAACAGGACGAUUUUGCCAUUGUCAGCCAACAAAUGGUGUCAGGGUUUGACCUCAUGCCGACUCAGAGUCGAGUUAAUAUUAUGGAUAAGGACAAAAAGCAUGAGAUUUAUAACCAAGUGAAUAACGAGGAAAAAGAUAGAUAUGAAAAAUGUGAUAAAUGCAAGAUCUCUGAAAAGCACAUCAAACAGAUCGUGAACAGAGUCAUCGGGGUCGAUAUCCAUAUUAACAAGAAUAUGCUCAAGGUUAUUGGAGGUAUAGCCAAAGUUUGGGUAGCUCAGAUAGUCGAAGAAGCCAAGGACAUUCAAGUGAAGGAAGAUUACAGAAACAGAGAGCUGAUAGGUCUUAAUAAAAUGUUUAAGUCCAAAAGACAGAAAAUCAGUGAAAAUGAUGAAAGUGAUAUAGAGCUGAAUGAUAAAAGUAAUGAUAAGAAUAAUGAAAAGCCAAGCCCUGUAAAGGAAAUUAAGCCUGAAAAGGAAGAAAAACCUAAAAACACUGAAGAGAAGAAGGAGGGAAAGCAAAAAGAUGGCAAGAACAAGGAUGACAAAAUCCCUGAGCUGAAAGACACUACUAGAGAAGGAGAGAAUUUUGAAGAUGUCUUAAAGGAAACAUUAUACUUUGAAGAGCCCUUACAGCCCAGACACCUCAAAGAAGCCAGAGAAAGGUAUGAGCAAAAGAGGAAAGAUUUUAAUAUGAGGAUUCUAUAA